AGAGCGCUUUCAGAAACAAUGGGUGACAUUCUCGACCUCAACCUCAGCGGAUGGGGAAGUUUGAACAGGAGUUUCACGGGUCUCCACAAGUUCAGCAGUCUGGAGGACAUCGAUGUGAGUGCUGACGGAAGCCUCGUCCUGAGGAUCAUCAUCUCGGCUGUUUACUCCGCGGUGUGCGCCGUGGGUUUGGUCGGGAAUCUUCUGGUGUUUUUCCUGAUGAAGAUCAGACAAGGACGAAAGAAAUCCAUCAUUAAUUUCUUUGUCAUCAAUUUAGCUGUCACCGACUUCCAGUUCGUUCUGACCUUGCCCUUCUGGGCAGUGGAUACGGUGUUGGAUUUCAGCUGGCCGUUUGGUAACGCGAUGUGCAAGAUCAUUUUAUCAGUCACUGUGAUGAACAUGUACGCGAGCGUGUUCUUCCUCACCGCGAUGAGCAUCACGCGCUACUGGUCUGUCGCGUCCGCCUUAAAAAUCCCGUCUCGAACGAAGUGUGUGUCAGUGAAGUGGAUCUGCGCGGUGUUGUGGAUCCUGGCGACUGUAGCAACAGCUCCAACAUCUAUUUUCUCCACCGUGACAGUUGUGGCAGGUGAAAAACUCUGUCUCCUCAAGUUUCCAGAAGGACACGAUUGGCUCGCGUUGUAUCACCUUCAGAAAAUUGUCAUUGCGUUUAUCAUGCCCAUGUUCAUCCUCUCAGUGUGUUAUCUUUUACUUCUGAGGUUUAUCCGAAAGAGAGGCGCUAAUACCCAUCAGAGAAGACGAUCUAAAGUUGCCAGGUCUGUAACGGUUGUGGUGCUCUCGUUCUUCAUCUGCUGGAUGCCGAACCAUGCGAUCACUCUGUGGGGAGUUCUGGUGAAACUCAACGUCGUGCACUGGGACAAGUCGUACUACAUGGUUCAUACUUACGUUUUCCCCGUGACUGUUUGUCUUGCCCAUACUAACAGCUGCUUAAACCCAGUCUUGUAUUGUUUAAUGCGCCGGGAGUUUAGGAAAAUGUUACAUAGUUUAUUUUGGCGCGUCUCGUCACCUGUUCUUUCGAACGUUGGGAAACUCCAUGGAUGCAGUGGAGGAAGCAACCAAACACACGAUGGCGCGCAUAUUAGGAUUCAUUUAAACGUGAUUGACGCACAACUCUGCCAACAAUCCAGACAAUAAUAG
Rhinichthys klamathensis goyatoka is the source of this 1152-nucleotide messenger RNA. It is a transcript of the gene rxfp3.3a2, whose product is annotated as relaxin family peptide receptor 3.3a2. Gene Ontology annotation, biological process: G protein-coupled receptor signaling pathway; immune response. The transcript has a single exon. The coding region runs from base 19 to 1149 and encodes 376 amino acids. The record is from RefSeq and is a predicted model, not a curated record. NCBI's taxonomy places the organism in Eukaryota, Metazoa, Chordata, Actinopteri, Cypriniformes, Leuciscidae. Gene Ontology annotation, molecular function: G protein-coupled receptor activity. Gene Ontology annotation, cellular component: membrane.